Messenger RNA from Cariama cristata (Red-legged seriema), 1286 nucleotides. It is a transcript of the gene TBC1D7, whose product is annotated as TBC1 domain family, member 7. Gene Ontology annotation, molecular function: GTPase activator activity. Lineage: Eukaryota; Metazoa; Chordata; Aves; Cariamiformes; Cariamidae. The record is from RefSeq and is a predicted model, not a curated record. Gene Ontology annotation, biological process: negative regulation of TOR signaling; activation of GTPase activity. The transcript is spliced from 8 exons. Bases 213 to 1094 code for a protein of 293 amino acids.
CAGGGAUGAGACAUUUAUUUCUUUUCAGUACUGGAAUAACAAACUCAAGACUGUGGCUGUGACAGCACCUGAUAACAACGUGAACGUUCAAUUCAAACCUGCAACUUAAGAGCAAACCUACAUACCUAGCCUUAUUCUUUCCUGUCACCCCUGUGCUACUGAGGCCAACGUUGGCUUGUCCUUGCUUCCCGUUACCUUGUCUGGAAUCGAUCAUGGCUGAUGACUCUCAGAGAAACUUUCGGUCAGUGUAUUAUGAAAAAGUGGGGUUUCGUGGAGUUGAAGAAAAGAAGUCACUGGAAAUUCUAUUAAAAGAUGACCGGUUGGAUAUUGAGAAGCUUUGCACGUUUAGUCAAAGGUUUCCUCUCCCAUCCAUGUAUCGUAUACUGGUGUGGAAAGUGCUUUUAGGAAUUAUUCCUCCUCACCAUGAAUCUCAUGCUUUGGUGAUGAAGUACCGGAAGGAGCAGUACUGGGAUAUACACCAUGCUCUUCGUGUAAUUCGUUUUAUUAAUGAUUCUACCCCACAGGUAGAUGUUUUCCUCCGCAUACAUCAACUGGAAUCAGGAAAGUUACCUCGAAACUUGGCUUUUCCAUUGGAACCUGAAGAUGAAGUGUUUCUUGCUAUUGCUAAAGCAAUGGAAGAAAUGGUGGAGGAUCCUAUAGAAUGCUAUUGGCUUGUCAGUUGCUUUGUGAAUCAGCUGAACAGCAAGCACAAAGAUUCAUUACAACAACUGCCAAAAAUUCUGGAGCAGUAUUUGAACAUUGAAGAUAACAGACUCCUGAUGCAUCUGAAAGCAUGUGCUGCAAUGAGCAAACUCCCUUAUGAUCUUUGGUUUAAGAAGUGUUUUGCAGGCUGUUUACCCGAGUCCAGUUUACAGAGAGUUUGGGACAAAGUUAUUAGCGGGUCCUGCAAGAUUCUUGUUUUUGUUGCUGUGGAGAUACUAUUAACCUUUAAAAUUAAGAUAAUAGCACUGAAUACUGCAGAAAAGAUCAUGCAGUUUUUGGAAAAUAUUCCUCAAGAUAACACUGAUGCUAUUGUCAGCAAAGCUGUUGAUCUGUGGCGCACACACUGUGGGACUCCAGCACACUCAGUCUGAGAACUUUCUUCGCUUAUGACAGCUUGGAGGGGGCGGGGGGGACACACACGACAUUUGAAAAGACGUUACCACUCUUCCCCUAUCCUAGUGUGAUGUUCUUCAUUACCUCUUCUAUGUAAAGAUGCUAUUAAAGCAGCUGAUAGCAUAGUGAUCAAUAUGUAAAUAUUUUUCAAUAAAUACAGAUGGAACGAA